AGGCAUUAUACCUACUACUAUUCGAAUUAUCAGUAAUAUAAAUAGCUAUUCAUUAAUUGAGAAAUUAUCAGUCUCACUCCAACAGUCGAGAAAAUACUAGCACCAUGUUCACCAAAGUGCUCGUCAUCUGCGCCCUCGCCGCCGUGGCCCUCGCCAACGACUUCCCCCACGGCAUCCACCCGGCGAUCUGCCCAAACUACCCUCUGUGCGACCCGGCCGUGCUAGCCCGCCAUACCCCAGAAGGGAUCCCCAUACCCGACUGGGAUCUCCCGGUUGUCCGCUCAGCUGCCAUGCCUGUUUUUGAAGCUAUCCGGUACCCCGCGGACUUCGACCCCGCUCUGUGCCCCAACUAUCCGUACUGCUUCUAAAUCUACUGUGACAACAUAGGCCGUGUCAUUCAUAAUGGCGCGUGGUUUUCUGUGCGUAAUUGUAAAAUGAUAUAAAUUGUGAUGUAAAUUGUAAAUUCGUUUAAAAUUUAACUUUUCGUAUGUAUAAAAAGUACAAACAAAAGAAAACAAAAUUCCGAAAGAAGAUGUAAAUAAUAGGU
Leguminivora glycinivorella is the source of this 547-nucleotide messenger RNA. Its product is annotated as cuticle protein 1-like. Gene Ontology annotation, molecular function: structural constituent of cuticle. Lineage: Eukaryota; Metazoa; Arthropoda; Insecta; Lepidoptera; Tortricidae. Bases 105 to 368 code for a protein of 87 amino acids. The transcript is spliced from 3 exons. The record is from RefSeq and is a predicted model, not a curated record.